Messenger RNA from Arctia plantaginis, 1608 nucleotides. The record is from the annotation of a GenBank genome assembly. NCBI's taxonomy places the organism in Eukaryota, Metazoa, Arthropoda, Insecta, Lepidoptera, Erebidae.
AUGGCAUCUCCGUCACCAAAGUCUCCAGAACAAAGUGAAAAAACGAAGCAAUAUGACCGGCAACUUCGUUUGUGGGGAGAUCACGGUCAGACUGCUUUGGAACAUGGCCAUAUAUGUCUGAUAAAUGCUAAUGCAUUAGGAACUGAAAUAUUAAAGUCCAUAGUCCUACCUGGUGUUGGCGCCAUCACUAUAGUCGACGAUAAAAUUGUAAGCGAUGAAGAUAUUGGCAGCAACUUCUUUUUGGAGUGCUCUAGCAAGAGCUUAAAUAGAGGUGCUGAGGCAUUGCGGCUUUUACUGGAAUUAAAUCCUGCUGUUCGAGGACAUGCUGUACAAGAACCUCCAGAUCAAAUCCUUAAAGAAAAUCCUGAGUUUUUUAAGAGUUUUAGUGUCGUUAUUGCUACUGCACUGGGAGAAAAAACAAUACAAGAACUUGCACAGCACUUGUGGGACAUAAAUGUACCAUUAAUUUUAUGCCGCUCAGUAGGGUUCUUAGGUUCAUUCAGGAUUCAGAUGAGAGAACAUGCUGUUAUUGAAACCCAUCCUGACAAUGAACAAACUGAUUUACGUCUAGAUGUCCCAUUUCAAGCUUUGUCUGACUACUUAAAUUGUUUUGACAUUGAUGCAGUGGAUUUAAAAGAUCAUGGACAUAUACCAUGGAUUGUUAUUAUUUAUAAAGCUGUACAAAAAUGGCAGUCUCAGAAUGCAAAUGGGUGGCCAAUGAGUAGGAAGGAGAAAAAUGAGAUAAAAAAUAUUAUACUAGAGUUUGUAAGGAAGGAUGAAAAUGAUGUUCCUAUAAGUGAGGAAAAUUUUGAAGAAGCUAUUAGAGCAGUAAAUACUGCUCUAGUACCUACAUUUUUACCAGUAAAGAUUCAAGAACUUUUGUACUGCACUUCUGCAACUAAUCUGUCAAAGGAUAGUGCACCAUUUUGGGUAAUGUGUGCUGCUUUAAGAGGAUUUGUUGAAGGUGAAGGCAAAGGAAAGCUACCUGUAAAGGGUGUCUUACCAGAUAUGACUGCCUCUACAGAUCACUACAUAAAAUUGCAAAACUUAUACAGAACCCAAGCUGCAAUGGAUGCAGAAAUAGUUUACAGAAAAGUGCUACAAAUUGUGGCCCAAUUACAUUGUGAGAAUAUCAGUGAAGCUGAUGUGAAACUCUUUUGUAGACAUGCCCAUGAUUUGUAUCUUUUGUGUGGAUCAAAUAUAGUCACAGAGUAUCAACUAAAUAGUUCUGUAGCUACAUUUAUUAGUAGACAUCUGGAGGAGCCGGAUGUUAUGAUGGUUCAUUACAUUAUGUUAAGAGCAGCAGAAAUGUUUCAGUCAGAGCACUGUAGAGCUCCAGGAGAUUGGGAUCCUGAAGGUGAUAUUAGCAAAUUAAAAGCUUGUGUCACAAAGGUUUUGAGUGAUGUAUCAUGUUCUCCAUUUCCUAAAGAUGAUCACAUACAUGAAAUGUGCCGAUAUGGAGGAGCUGAAAUUCAUAGUGUAUCAGCAUUUCUUGGUGGAUGUACAGCACAGGAAGCUAUAAAACUUAUUACUAAACAAUACAAACCAGUAAACAACACAUUCAUAUUUGAUGCUGCCUCAACCAACAGUGCAACUUUUGCAUUCUAA